This is a messenger RNA of Bacidia gigantensis, 1278 nucleotides long. RefSeq lists its product as uncharacterized. Gene Ontology annotation, biological process: spliceosomal snRNP assembly. The record is from RefSeq and is a predicted model, not a curated record. The transcript is spliced from 3 exons. Bases 1 to 1278 code for a protein of 425 amino acids. NCBI's taxonomy places the organism in Eukaryota, Fungi, Ascomycota, Lecanoromycetes, Lecanorales, Ramalinaceae.
AUGACCAAGAAACGCAAGAGAACGCAAGAACCUUCCUCUUCCGACCAUCAGAACGAUAAUGGACCCUCUUCCCAAUCGAAGAUCGAUCUUGCGUACGGCCAGCGUGCAGCACUGCCGGGCUUAGAUACCAUCACGGCCUCUAUCGAGGUGGCCCACGAUGACGACGAUGACGACGGAACAAAUGCAAUGUCAUACCUCCGCAUGGUCAGAUCCGAAGCUGACGCCCUCCCGACCCUCUUCGUAGCUCCAAAACCACAAAUCGCUGGUGAAGAGGAUGGAGAAAUCCGCGAAGAGGAUGAAGACACCCUGCUCUAUGCCGAUUACGCCCAAGGCUACUAUAGCGAUGGCGCAUACACUGCACGUCCGAAUCCUCAAGCAAGGCUCGCGCUUGCCAAUGGCCCUACACACAAAAUAGCAGACCGUACGGAGGACGAAGAUGCAGACAUCCAUCCCCAAGUCGCCUACGCUACCGCCCUCCUCGCCCGCUUUAAUUCUCUCCACCACGCCCUCGCCUCCCCUCCUCCGUCUGCCAGCACCGCCAGCUUCAAAACUAAUGCCACAACAGACCCCACAGCCCUUCGCCUGAGCACCUCACACCAAACCUCUCUCCACAGGCACCACCUCCUCAAAUCCCCCCCAACUCCCCUCACCCUCUCGCAUCUACCCCACAAAACAACAAUCUUCUCUCUCCAGAUCCUUGCGACUCUCUUAAGGCCGGGGAAUCUGAGGAAGAAAGUACAAGCGAGAAAUCUAGGCGUAUGGGGUUGGGGGCUGUUGGCGCGGUGUAGAGAGUUGGGCGAGAUGGGGAGUGAGGAGGUGGGGGUUGUGAGGGAGGUGGGGAAACGGGCGGCUUGGGGGGUGAGGAGGGUGUUGGUGGCGGAGGAUGAGGAGGGGGAUGGCAUAGAAGAGGGAGAAGAGGAGGAUGGUGAUGAUGAUGAUGAUGAUGAUGAAAUGGAAGAUGUCGUCGAGGAGGUGAUGCGGAAUGACGAGGAGGCAGGAGGAGGAGAUGAAGUGCUACAAGCAGCGCAAUCCCGCCUGCUCGCCUCCUUAAAUUUCAGCUCUCCCCCUCCACCCUCAUCCUCUACAACCAAGGACGAAGCACCAGCCACCUCUAUGGACGACAUUUCCAAUGAGAAAAGCGAGGGCGAAAAUGAGGAAACACCGAAGGCAGAGAUGAUAGCGAUGCUAGACAUGCUGAUCAUGAUCGUAGCCGACAAAUUCGGGCAGAGGGAUUUAAGUGGGGAGAGGGUGGUGUGGGAUGAGGUUGACUUUACGUGA